CUUAAGCAGUAGCCAGUAAGGCAGUAAGCACGGCACACUGUCGGCAAUAAUAGCCAUGAGCCAUAAGUCCAAAUUAAUUUUUUUCACGUGACAAAUAAAUGUAUUUAUAUUGUUUUGAAUUUGAACUGAGCUAUUCCAGUAUCACCGACGAUAUAUUAUGAUGUAUUUAUAUACAUAAAUAUAUAUUGUUUCAUUUAUCUGUGAAUGCUCGAACUUAGAAGAUAUUUUCCAAGACCGUGUGUGAAUGUAUCAUAUAAUUCAUCAAUUCAUAACCAUAGACGUAUAAAAUUAUUAAAUUGAAUUCUUAAAAUUCUGCAGCCCGAGAUAUAAGAUGAACAUACGAGAUAUUAGCAUUAAUAAUUAUGAUAGAUGAUGUUGUUCUGUUCAAAGUGGAUACAGACAAUUAUAAAUAUAUCCACCUCGGUUCUGUAUAAUUCACCUUCUUGUUUAUUGAUUGAACAUAUUUAUACCAUUUCUGGAUGUUUGCAUAAUAAUUGUGAUAACUAUUGUUGUGUGAUAUUAUUAUAGAGCAUAUCAAGGUGGAUAAAUAUAUAUAUCAACCAUGGAGCAAACUUUUUUUUUCAAUGUAUAUUAUGUAUAUAUCCACAGGUAUAUAGAAUAAACAUAAACAUUCUGUAUAUACCUCAUUUUCGUUGUGUUUGGAUCUAGUGAGAGCAGUCUGCAGUUAUCUGGUACUGGUUAUCAGUUUAUCACCUAUGAUACGCACGCUUCUAACAGUUUAAAUACAGGAUAAAGAUUACUGCAUAAUAAAUUCAAUUAUACUGUACUUUUGUUGUUAUAAAUAUCAAAUUUUAAUUCGAAUUUCUCAUUUGCGGCAUAAAUACAUAUUGUCAUAAUAUUAUGUUUUCUUGUACGUGAAUUGUGAUCUGUUGGAUUCCUGUCGUCUGUUGUAUUUAUCUACGAUCAAAAUUUUAAAUGGAAAAUAUAAAUUUAAAGGAUAAUAAGUUGACUACCGUCGACGAUGCAGCUUAUUACAUACCAAAUUUUAUAACGGAAGAUCAGGAAACAUAUAUAAUGGAGAAAGUAAAUAGUGCACCAAAACCGAAAUGGUGUCAAUUGAAAAAUAGAAGAGUUCAAAAUUGGGGAGGCAUGCCUCAUAUCAAAGGACUUAUUCCCGAAACAAUUCCUGAUUGGUUAAAAGGAUUUAUUGAUCAAGUAGACAGUCUUCAAGUAUUUCCUAGCACUAAUAAACCAAACCAUGUGUUAAUUAAUGAAUACUUAUCUGGACAAGGGAUCAUGCCACAUUUAGAUGGAAGUUUAUUUUUUCCUACUAUAAGUACAAUAACCUGUGGAUCUCAUACUGUAUUGAAUUUCUAUAAGUCACUUAAGGACGAAGCAGUUGUAUCAAGUGAGAAAGUAUACAGUAUAUUGUUGGAAAGGAGAAGUCUACUAGUUUUAAAGGGUAAAAUGUAUACCGAAUAUAUGCAUGGCAUCGAGGAGAUUACCAAUGAUAUAAUAGACAAUAACAUAUCUAAUAUAACAUAUUGUGGAUCAAAUUAUCAAAAGGGAAUUUCAUUGACAAGAAAUAAGCGCAUAUCAUUAACUAUUAGAAAUGUUCCUAAGGUAUUCAAAUUAAAUUUGAAUUCAAUAUUUAAAAAAUAACUCAUCAAUUUUAAAACACAAAUAUGUACAAUAAAUUGUUUGAAUAUAUUUUUAAAUUCACUUACAAUAAUUAAUCAAAUUUAUAAUAUUUACAAUAAUAAUUUUUUUCUUGUAUAUAUAUAUUUUUAUAAUUAAAAAGUUGUUGGUAAAUAAAUGUUUUUUCUAAUGUGCA
This is a messenger RNA of Rhopalosiphum padi (bird cherry-oat aphid), 1795 nucleotides long. Its product is annotated as alpha-ketoglutarate-dependent dioxygenase alkB homolog 6. The record is from RefSeq and is a predicted model, not a curated record. The transcript has 5 exons. NCBI's taxonomy places the organism in Eukaryota, Metazoa, Arthropoda, Insecta, Hemiptera, Aphididae. The coding region runs from base 937 to 1623 and encodes 228 amino acids.